AUGCCAAAUGACUGGUACAUAAUCAAUAUUGGACAGAUUGGAUAUUAUAGAGUUCAUUACGUUGACAAUAAUUGGGAAUUACUGAUAGAUGAAUUACUCAAAAACUAUAGGAGUAUUCCAGAUUCUGCACGUCCACAGAUCAUCGGUGAUUUAUUCCAUCUCGCAAAUCAUGGUAACGUAUCAUUCACUACUUUCCUGAACUUGACGAAAUAUUUGAGCCAAGAAACGCAAUAUGUGCCUUGGACAACUGCCAGAAGAGCUCUUCUCUAUCUUGACCGUAUGCUUCUUUUGGAUGAGAAUUACGGAGGCUAUCAAGCAUAUGUACGUCUCCUUGUAAAUGCAGCUGUGAGAGACGUUGAUUGGAUAACUAUGAGAGAAGAUCGCAAUGAAGAGAAACACAUACCGCCUGGUUUGAGAUCAGUCGUCUACUGUACAGCUAUCCGAUUUGGUGGGCAAGCAGAAUGGAAAUUUCUCAGAAGUCAGUACAAUGUUAAUGAGACGGAAGAUGUUGAAAAAGAAAAUAUCUUGACGGGAUUAUCUUGUUCUCGUGAUGUAUGGACGAUGAAACUAUACUUUGAUUGGAUUAAACAAGACAAACAAUACUGGUCAGCGAUUCCUGAAUUCGCAGUAUCUCCAAUCGGUAACAGAAUGUUGUGGGACCAUGUGCAUGAAGCGGUCAAAUCUUUGAAAACUGGCAUGGAAAAUUCAACACGUUCCCCAACUGAUAUUGAUGAAUUCACCAAAGAAGUGAUCCAGAGUCUUUCUAAUCCAUAUUACAGCUUGAAUAACAGAAAUGAUGGGGAAAAGAUACUGAGAACAGAGGCUGAUUGGCUACAGUUACCACAGAAUCAUACACUCAAAGGGGAACUGAAGAACUUGCUAACUACCUCGAAGCGAAAUUUGAAAUGGCUUGACACCCACCUCCAGACAAUUGUACAAUGGUUGAAAGAAAACGUUCCUCAUACAGAGCAAGGGGUCUAGAAAUGUUACUCAUUGUGGAGAAAAUCGUCUCUAAUUCCUACUUAGACUAUGUAGCGUGAAUUCAGCCCAUGAUCUCUUUUGACUAAUUUUUCAUUUGAGUUUCAGGAGUUUUUAUUUUUACAUAUUUCACUAGUGAUAUUUCCC
Messenger RNA from Trichobilharzia regenti, 1125 nucleotides. The record is from the annotation of a GenBank genome assembly. Lineage: Eukaryota; Metazoa; Platyhelminthes; Trematoda; Strigeidida; Schistosomatidae.